AUGGUAACUACUCAAGGCGAGGGAGCCUUGGGACGCUUCGAGUUUGUCGCAGCCUGCGAGGCCUUGCUGGCAGAUAGUCCUGGCUGCGCCAGCCCAGCUGACCUCCAUGAGCUCUUCGAUGUUUUGGAUCCGCAGUGCACCGGGCAGGUCAGUAUCGGGGAGUUCUCUCGGCUCCUUCAAGCGUACCAGCAGGCACCGAAGGCCGUGGAUGCCCACGCUGCGGCCGUCCGGCUUCUCGAGACCCGGCAGCCUGGCCCAAGUCCGCGUUCCAAUCUUGACCUCACGGCAGGCCCUCAAACUGGCACCGUGCUCAGCCCUUUGGCCGGGCUGCGUGCAUGGCUGCUGCAGAAGAACUGGAUCUUCCAGGAUCUUGAGGCGCACUUGCUUCACGACCCAGAGCUGUCGUGGUGUCACGCACGUGCCGCAAAGACUGACUUGGGCCGCGAACAGGCCCACCGGCUGCUUCCCGCAGGCACCUACAAAGGCGCCAUAGGUGCCAAGCUCACUGCGCAGGCGUGGAGGAUCGGCUCCCGCAGGCAGGCCGGGACGCUGACACUCGAUGGUGGACUGAGAAGUCAAAUUCGCAGGAGACGCAGUACCGUGGACAAGUUCCGGGAAUGGAGAUAUGCCAUAGCUUUUGCUCUUGCCGCUGCAGGCGGUGUUGGCUUAGCAUUCCGACGCUGGAGGGGUCGAGCGGGCAAAACGGGCUUCCUUGUGGCGACAGCUGCCGGUGUGGGCGCCUGGGUUGCGGCCACGAAGCGCUGGGAGUUGAAAACUAUUACAGCCGAAGAACUUAUUAGGGUUGUCUUUUCCGGUCCAACCGCUGAACUUUUCUCGCAGCUCCCUGAAGCCAUAGAGACCCUUCAAGGGCGCUUGGGAGCGGAUGAGGUCUACAUCUCAGACAAGGUGGAGGGCAACUUCGCCAUGCUCCGGCGUCUCAUUGACCUCUCUUGCUCUGACCGUCGUCCUUACAGCGAGGCUCGAGCUCUGUUGGAUGAAACGGGUGCUGCAUCGAAGGAUGUUCCCUUGGCAGCGCUCGAGGAAGGCCUCAAGCUACUUCCUUAUGCCGAGGUCACCUACGAGGAGGCAGACACCCUCAAAGAAGUCUGUCAAGAGCGUGGGCACCAAGUUCUCGUGCUGGAAGCUACAAGCAAGCCCGGGAAGCCGGCGCACUUCCUGUGCUUCGACUCUGAGAAAAAGGAAGCGAUCCUUUCUGUUCGAGGCACAAAAACACCGGCUGAUGCGCUGACAGACCUGGCAGGCAACAUAGAGGAAAGGGACUUGGAAGCUGGCAAACUGUAUGCCCAUGCCGGCUUCUUGACCUCGGCCGAGUCCGUCUUGCAGCGAAUCAUUCCCCCUAUCAGGGACCUGCUGGCACCCCUCGGAUAUGGGCUAACUGUCACUGGGCACAGCUUGGGUGCCAGCACCGCCUGCUUGGUUACCCGGCUCUUGCGUGCGCGAAUGGCCGGCUGGAGUGCCCAGCUUGCCUCGCUGCGAUGUGUGGCUUUCGCACCUUGCCCAUGCAUGGAUGCGACGAAUGCUGGACUGUGUGCGCAGAGCGCAGAAGACGAGGAUCCGCUCAUCUUGAGUUUCAUUUGCAACGAUGAUGCUGUGCCUCGUAUCAGUAUGCAAAAUCUUGGCCGCCUAUCCUUGCUCGGCAAGGGUGCCUCCGUCGACGAGGUGAUUAGCUUGGCCACAAGCAAAAGUUCACGCGAGACUGAUCAGCAGCUCCCCGGGAAGUUGGUCGUGCUGCACCACGUCCUGGGCAAGGAUGCGGAGACAGAUGAAAAGGAUCCCCCCGAGGCGUCCCAGGCAUCCAAGGAUGCCGGCACCAGCCCCGGUGACUGGCUGGCUUGGCUUGGAAGUGCUACAGACUUCCCUGAGAUCGGCUACAUCGAACUGGCUCCAAAGGGAAUUGCAAAUCACAUGGCAGCAAAUUACCGCGAGGCAUUGGCUGUUGUGGCUGCCAGCCGUGGUGCACUCCUGGGCGGACCAAGAGCAGAGCUAAGCUGGACGGAGUUUGCAGGGCGACUCCUCGCCCGGGUCAAGACGCCAUGGCUGACCCGUCGGGGUGCUGCGGACAUCUUCGCCCAGCUUCAGGUUCGUUCCUCAAGCUCUCAGCUCGGGGAAGUUGAAGCUGUCGUGCGUGUGCCCGACUUAGUCCAAGCAUUGUUGGGGUCGGAAGACUUUGCCAUGGAGGCAGCUCGAAGAGUUGUGAGAAUCGUAUCGCGAGAAGCCCGACACCGCAAUCAGGAUGUGGGUAAACUUUGCUUGGCAGCAGAUGUCCGGCGUGUGGGAACGCUCGACUUGAAGCAGCUGAGCUCCGUCCUAUCAGCUUUGUGCCCGCAGAUGCUUGCGGAGGCAGACAUCGGAUUGCUUUUCUGGCGAUUUUCCGGAAGUGGGGGCUUUUCGUACGACCAGCUUCAGGCUGAUGUGCGUGCAGAGCAGUCAGCUGCAGCAGAGCACCUCUUGCUGCGUGGUAUGCCUGCCUUGAUUCGGCAAGCUGCGUCUUUUGAGGCUGCGGCCAAGAUCCAAGACAGCUCACGUUCCGGGCAGCUCUCCGGGCCCCAGCUGCGUGCCGCGCUGGCGCAGCUGGACCUGGGAUUGAGCAACCAAGGAGGCUCGGGCAUGUCGGAGGUGGAGGAGUUUGCGGAGCUUGUGGCGGGCGCCACGAAGCGCAAGGUUGAGAAGUUUGACUAUGCUUCCCUGGUCCCAAACGGAGCGUGGAAGGGUCCGACGGUGGAGGAUGCCGUUGCCAAUCUCUGUCGCAGCAAGAGCGCUUCCAAGCCUGCGAGCGUGGACAAAAGGCAUUUGCUGUCCAUUCUGUUCUACAAGACUGCUGAAGCAUCUAAGAAGCUUGGCUUGUCUGCUCAGCGAGCUUUCGACGGGCUCGAUCGGGGUGGCAAGGGCUUCCUCAAUGCAGAGGACCUGCGCCUGGCCGUGCUUCAGAUUGUGGGCGGAGAUCAGAGCCUCACGCUGAAGGACCUGGGCCUUCUGCCCUCAGCCAGGCUAAGCUUUGGUGACUUCGAGAAGCGCCUGGACUUCGACUUCGCCCCCUUGUCGAAGCACCUGGCCGAGGUGUUUGCUGACCAGCCUGCCGUCAGCGAGUCAGACUUCGUCGACCGCCUCGUCCAACUUGCUGGCCUGGACAAGGCGACCGUGCAGAAUUGGCUCCAGCUCAUGUACCCCAGUGGCUGUCCAUCCGAUGGUGUUGCACGUGGGUCUUGUGAGAUUUUCAUGGCGACGACACCUGCACUGGUACCAGCAAGCGCAGGUGCCGUCCUCAGACUCCAAGGGCUGAACGUGCGUGCAGAGCUCAUGAAGGACGCCGAGGCUGCAGGAACAGCUGGGACGAUGCCGGCAUGGGUUGCAUUUUCUCGCGGACGCGAUCUGUUGAAGAAGCUGGCGGCCAAGGAUGUGGAUCAGCUGGUUAAGUCUGUGGCGGAGGCAUCAGCCAAGUAUCCAACAGCAGGGCCUCAAGAAGUCAUUGCAGGGGCACGCGGCCAGACGGAGUCACAAGCCCCACUUCGUGCUGAGACACUGCUGAUCUGUGCCGAAAGUGAGAGGGUCGUGGAGCACGUCUUGGAGGUCUCCUUCAAGUCUGUAACCGGCUUCAGGAUGGCCGCGGAAGUGUUUAUCAGGUACAACUGCCAUGGAACCAACUGCGUUGCUGACGCACCAGCUGCGGCACAGAUGGAUUUUAGUGCCACGCAUGUUUUCGGACUAAGCGGCACGGACUCGCUGGCCAAGCUUUUCGAGGGCCGGGAUCAUGCCUUCACUAUCCAGGCGUGGGUUGCUGUAGCAAAGGAUGAGCUUCGUCGGCCUCUGGCAGUCGCUGCAGUUCCGGCUGCGGAGCUUCGGUCUUUUCUGGACUCUUCAACGCUGGAGCGGCCACGUCCUGAAGCGGUACUCGGAUCGCAGAGGAAGUGGUCUUUGAACUUUACACCGGUACCUAUCACGGAUCCAAAGCUGAAAAAGCCACCUUUGGAGGCAGUCAGGGGAGCUGUGGAGCUUGUGGUCCAUUAUAGUCGCCGUCCAAACUCGGAUCCACAGCGUAUCGCGUUGCCCUGGAACUCUUCCUUUGCCGGCCGACUGGUGGUCUGCAGGAAAGGGGUCGCGAGCGUUACGUGUGAUGACCCUGAGGAAGCUCCGAGUGGGCUGGCGCCGCGGGAAGAGGUAGCCAAGCCACUUCCCCCACCUGGCUCCGUGGUCAUAAAGAUCUUGAUCGCAGGGCUUCAGCUGCAAGCGGAUGCGUUACGUGGCUUGGUGGCACGCUGCCUGCAAGGCCAAGUUCUUGCAGCACCUGGCUCUGUUGGUGGCCUUGCCAGCAAGGCGCCAAAGUUUUUUAUGCGCCUUUGCCUCUUCCCUGGAAAGCCUGCCAUGCAAGUCGCGGGCUGCGGGGGCUGGGUGGAAAGUGGAGUGAAGCCAGUCCCCGAGAACUUGCUGGCUCCAUCAAGUCUUGCCAAGCCAGGUGGAGUGCAAAUAAACUUCGACUUUGCCUGGAGCUCGCCGGCACUGGAAGCCGGCCAAGCUGUUCAGGCUCUUCAAGAUGGAGUCGUGGCAAUGGAGGUUUGGAUUCGACACCCAGCAGCUGACCUCCGAUUGGCUGAAAGGUCAAUACCGCUCCAGGCAUUGCUGGAAGCAGUCUCGCCUGAAGAGUCCAGUGAGCUUCGCCUCAGAACCCUGCAGCCGGCCAAGGUCGACUUGACUGCUUCCUCCGCCGCCUUUGAACGCGAUGGGAAGCCUUUGGCGCACUUGUUGGCUGGCUCAGUGGCCGAGUUGCAGCUCCCGAAUGGCCCCGGGACUCUUUCAUGGCUUGUCGAGAAGCCGAAAACAGAGCCCAAAAAGCCACUCAUGGCAGAGUACGUCGUCUGCCUGCGGGAAAUAUUGCUGUCUGGUGAUUUCGUGUCCCAUCUGGCUUCGGAGCGCCUUGUGCCCUCACAUGAACCAGGUCGCAGGAACGCCGGCCGCUUCUGUCACACUUGUGGGACCAUGCUUGCUUCGGAUGCCUUGUAUUGCAGAAGGUGUGGCCGCAGAAGCGAGGAUGCCUGUCGACGUGAGUUCUGGGACAGAGAUGGCACGCAGACAGUCGGCCUGCCGAAGGAGCUGCCCCUCUUUUACCUGGAGCUAGCUGAGGGUUUUGUGUCGUCAUGGCCGAGCUCUUCCAGCAGCUUCCGCUCUGCCCCAGUGCGUGGGUUGCUCGAUGGCCAGGGCUGGGUGCGUAUCAAUCCUGGUCAAGAUGCGUCUCUGUCUCUUGCAGGGCGCUUCGUCCUUGGAGGGGGUUCCGGCGAAGCAGGUAAGAACAUGGACGCCUUGGUUCUGACGGCAGACAAGCACAAGCUCGGGCUCCGCGUAGUGCAGCUCAGCUCCGCCAGUGACGGACAGGACAGUAAGGCGGCUGCGCAAGCUGACUUGCUGCUGCCACUUGGGAGAGAGGUAGAAGGAGUUCCAUCCAUGUAUUUUGGAGGUUUGCUUUGGGUGCCCCUGCUUCAUGUUGCUCCAGAGAAUCCCUGCACUCGAGUGGUGGGACGCGCCUUGCUAAGCCUCGAAGUGCGCAGACCCAGUGCGGCCAAAGAGCUCCGUCUCAUGAGGCAGCUGCCCUUGAUACCUGCUGGUCUGUAUCUACCGCUUUACAAAGAUUGGGAACCCCCGCGGGCUCCCACUUGCACAGUCCCGGGUCCGGGAGUGUGGCCAGUGGAGUCAGCGGUUCGAGCUCUGGCUGGAGAUGACCUGUGGAAGAGGCUAAGCGAAGCACAGGUCAAGCCGGGAGUGAUCUCUUCUGGAGCAUUUCAGGCUGCCGUGCAGGCCGCAGCAGAAGGUUCAUCAUCGCCUCUUUUCCGAGCAACUUCGGCUUCCGGUGAGCCGGGUACCAGUGGAUCCACUGUGCAAGAAGAUUUGCCUUUCCUUGUGGCAACGCUUGCGCCCAUCAUGGCAGAUGCUGACUUGCUGGUUCCGUUCAGGCAGCUGCUGCUUUGGAUCGGUCUUCGCAAGCUGGCUCGCUUGAUACUGCCAAUUGCCAGAGGUUUGACACAGCGCCUUCACCAACUGGAGCUCAAUGGGGAUGCAGGCCUGAGAGGAUCUUCUGGAGCAGUGUCUUUUGCAAGCUUCCAGGCUGUGCUGCAGGCGGAGCUGCGCAGGGCAGGGUUGGCAGAUCUCCCAGCAGCUCUGUGGCAGCUGAUCUCCCAAAGAUCGGAAUGGCUGGCCGGAGGCCACUGGCACUUUGACUACAUCGUGUUCCUGUGGGACUUGCAAGCGGCCUGCGGGAGCGAAGUGGCCUUGCAAGGUGCCGUGGAUGGCCGAGACUUGCGAACAGCGAGUUCAGCAGAGCAGGUCGCAGCCCCUGAGGUUUUCUUCUGGCCACUGCGAGCCGAAGCUCAGAGGCCAGAGCCAUCGACAUCACCUCGCAGCCUUCCGCAGGAGAGAGAGCUACCGGCCCCGCCCGCACUACCGAGGCCACAGCGAGGGACCCACGUCGGCCCUCCGGCAGGGCCUCCGGCGCCAGUGCCACCACCGUCACUUCUUCCGUCCCUGGCUGGGGCCGGAGACGGAAGAACGGUGCCUCCUCAGCGGUUCGAGGCGCGAGCGCUCUCGCCAAGCGGGCCGAGCCGGCCAACUGUGCCAAGUGCCCUUUGGGACCGACAGGCUCCAGCUCCCCUGGCUUCUCUAAGUUCCCCGUUCCAGCAGCUUGGGGUCAAGAACGACGUCAACGAGACCGUGCUGCGAGCGGUGUCCAGGCUUUCGGACACGGAGCUGCAGCUCCGGUCUCUGUCGGGGAGUGAGGAGGAGCAGCUUCAGCAGUUGCGUGCCAGACACCAGCAGAACCUGGAGAGCUUGGGCAUGCUUCAGAAGUCCAUGCUGAUCCCAUCGAUCCUUCCUCCAGAUCUCCCACGUGAGUCACGCGAGUCACGCGAGCUUGGCACUGUGCCCAUGCAGUUUUCAGUGCCAGGGGCUUCAGCCUUGUUGGACCUUGCAAAUGCAAGUGCAAGUGCUUCCUUCCCGGAGACCAGACUGACAGGACUCACCGGACUGGGCGCAGGACCCUUGCCACCUGCAUCGGAUGGGUUUUCAUCCACUCCCAGCCCUCCGGCAAGCCCACAAAGAGAACCGAGAGAACCGAGAGAACCGAGAGCUGCGAGUCUUCCAGCCGAAGCUUUCACACAGACAGCUGGGCCGUUACCACCACCGAGCCAUUGGGAAGAUGGCGAAAGUGUUGGCAGCGGCUGGGCAUCCGCUGUAGGAACUGGGAGGAUCCAGCCUACGGAAGAUUAUUUGACUCAAGGCCGAAUUUAG
Messenger RNA from Symbiodinium natans, 7290 nucleotides. Lineage: Eukaryota; Dinophyceae; Suessiales; Symbiodiniaceae. The record is from the annotation of a GenBank genome assembly.